This is a messenger RNA of Drosophila biarmipes, 971 nucleotides long. RefSeq names its product microfibril-associated glycoprotein 4. The coding region runs from base 5 to 868 and encodes 287 amino acids. NCBI's taxonomy places the organism in Eukaryota, Metazoa, Arthropoda, Insecta, Diptera, Drosophilidae. The transcript has 4 exons. The record is from RefSeq and is a predicted model, not a curated record.
GAUCAUGAAGCUUUGUAUGAUCUGUGUUUUGAUUUUGAGCUAUGGUUGCCUUUCUUGCAAUGGCCAAAGCAAUAGGCUGCAAAUUGUCUACAACAAAGCUGAAAGAAUGAUUUCCAGCUUAAAAGUGCAGCUGGCAGAACUAAAACAGAGCUACACAGAAAUGACAGCACAGAAAGAGAAUCGAGAACCUGUGAUUAAUCCCUCCUCCUGUCUGGCUGCUGGAAUCAACACGGAUGGCAUCCAUGUCAUCGAAGUGCCUGGCCUGGAGCCCUUUCCGGUUUUUUGCGACACCCGACUGGCGGGAUCUGGAUGGACUGUUAUCCAACGGCGUCGGGAUGGCAGCGAGAACUUCUACCGCAGCUGGGCGGAGUAUAGCCAGGGAUUCGGGGACCUCAGCGGAGAAUUCUUUCUGGGUCUGCGGAAACUGCACUUCCUAACCACCGCGGAGCCCUACGAGCUUUACGUCUACUUGGAGGACUUUGACGGAGUUGUACAUGACGCACGAUACGAGGAUUUUGCCAUUGGCAAUGCAAACGAGUCCUAUUCGUUGUCCCUGUUGGGUAAAUACUCGGGAGACGCUGGGGACUCCCUGAGGUACCACCAGGGAAUGCCCUUCUCCACGUUUGACCACGAUGCUCUGGGUCACGGAUGUGCCAGGAUCUAUGUGGGUGCCUGGUGGUACGACCAGUGCGAGAGGAGCAACCUCAAUGGCCAGUAUCUGGAGGGCGGCAGAUUCGAGCCCAAGCUCUCGGGCCGCGGGAUCACCUGGAUGAGCUGGCGCGGCUACGACUACGGCUACAAGUUCGCACAAAUGAUGAUCAGGCCCAAGUGCUCCAACAACCUAAAGAGGCAGCCCAAGGCACAUUGAAUUCUUCCCCGACGCCGAGGGGCGAAAUCGCUUUAUUUCUUGAUAAACACUAUCAACAUUUUUGGGGCUUUUAUUUACAUUCUGAUGAUAACGUUUCCGCCGA